GAAACCCCAACCCUCCCUACCGGAUCUGGUUCAUGGGGAAGAAGCAGAGCCAGAAGUGACUCUGCGUGCUGCUGCUUCUCCUCCUCCGGCUGGGAAAACAGCAGCGCAUGGACGUGCUGCCUGGAGGCUUUCCCCGCUGCCCCUGUUGGUUGGAGUUGUGACCAAUGAUAACAGAGGGAGGCCUGUGAGCAGCGUGGGGCAUGAAAUUUCGGGGUACCCAUACUAAGGACUAGUCUUCUAUCAAAAGUUUAGAGAUCGAUUAUUAAGAAAAUUUCCUGCAUUGUUCAUGGAGUUUUUCAUCAGUAUGUCUGAAAGCAUUAAAUAUAAUGAUGAUGAUCACAAAACUGUGUUUCUGAAAACAUUAAAUGAGCAACGUUUGGAAGGAGAAUUUUGUGACAUAGCUAUUGUGGUAGAAGACGUAAAAUUCAGAGCACACCGGUGUGUGCUUGCUGCAUGCAGCACCUAUUUCAAAAAGCUUUUCAAGAAACUGGAGGUUGAUAGCUCAUCAGUAAUAGAGAUAGAUUUCCUUCGUUCUGAUAUAUUUGAAGAGGUUCUAAAUUAUAUGUAUACUGCAAAGAUUUCAGUUAAGAAGGAAGAUGUAAAUUUGAUGAUGUCAUCUGGUCAGAUUCUUGGCAUUAGGUUUUUGGAUAAACUUUGUUCUCAGAAACGUGAUGUAUCUAGUCCGGAAGAAAAUGCCCAAUCCAAGAGUAAGUAUUGUCUGAAAAUAAAUCGUUCCAUUGGUGAAUCUAAUGAUAACCAAGAUGAUGAAGUUGAGGAAAUUGGAGAUCAUGAUGAUAGCCCAUCAGAUGUGACAGUAGAAGGAACUCCUCCAAGUCAGGAAGAUGGGAAAUCCCCUACUAAUACACUAAGAGUUCAAGAAGCAAUUCUAAAAGAGUUGGGGAGUGAAGAAGUUCGAAAAGUAAACUGCUAUGGUCAAGAAGUGGAGCCCAUGGAAACAACUGAAUCAAAAGACUUAGGAUCUCAAACCCCUCAGGCUUUAACAUUCAAUGAUGGCAUAAGUGAAGUGAAAGAUGAACAGACGCCAGGAUGGACAACAGCAGCUGCUGACAUGAAGUUUGAGUAUUUGCUUUAUGGUCACAGGGAACAGAUUGCAUGCCAAGCAUGUGGUAAGACAUUUACUGAUGAAGCAAGAUUGAGAAAACAUGAAAAGCUCCACACUGCUGAUAGACCAUUUGUUUGUGAAAUGUGCACUAAAGGGUUUACUACACAAGCUCACUUGAAAGAGCACCUGAAAAUCCAUACAGGUUACAAGCCGUAUAGCUGUGAGGUGUGUGGAAAGUCUUUUAUUCGCGCUCCAGAUCUGAAAAAGCAUGAAAGAGUGCAUAGUAAUGAAAGGCCAUUUGCGUGCCAUAUGUGUGAUAAAGCUUUCAAGCACAAGUCCCAUCUAAAAGAUCAUGAAAGAAGACACAGAGGGGAGAAACCUUUUGUUUGCAGCUCUUGCACUAAAGCUUUUGCUAAAGCAUCUGAUCUAAAAAGACAUGAGAACAAUAUGCACAGUGAAAGGAAACAAAUUACUACAGCCAGUGCCAUCCAGAGCGAAACAGAACAGUUACAGGCAGCAGCUAUGGCAGCUGAAGCAGAGCAGCAACUGGAAACUAUGGCUUGUAGUUAAAGACAAAAGCAGAAAACUUAUCCAAAAAUAACUUAAGUAAUUAAAUUGAACAAAUAUUAAAUGUUGAAACCUGUUAAGACUGAUCAUUAUCUUUUCAGGAUAAAAUAUUUUUAAAGGGAUUGAACACUGCAUAGGAGCAUAUUAGCAGUGCUUGGUUAGGUAUUUUAAAAUAUUUCAAAGAUAUGUAUUCUUAGAAUAAAAAAUAAUUUUGUUAUUAGCACUAACAUGUUUUAAUUUCAGAAAAUGAUAGAGUCCUUUAUAAACAAAACAAGGAAAUCUCUGAUGUUUUACUACAACCUUUGCAUACUUGUCCUUUGUAACCAGUAAAGCCAAUUAGGUAAAUUAUGUCUAACUGAAAUUUAUAGAAAAAGUUAUAAAUAUGGGAACAAAAUACGCCUUUUUAAAAGAAUUUGGGGUGUAGUAAUGCAAGGACCACAUAGUACAGCUAGAACUCAUAACAUUAAUCUUUUGGAAACCUGACAUCUUUAUUUCCUCCUUUUUUCACUCAUUCACUCUACUUAUUAGCUGUUAGUGAACGGAAGGGUUGGCAGUUUGAGUAGUUGGUCAAGUAGAGCUAUUCUGCUUCUUUGUCCACCUCCUUAAAUUCCUCUCUUUAAUCUAGAUGGUGAAUAAAAUACUUACUCUUUUAAAGAUUAGACUUUUUCACAUUUAUAAUGGCUCUAAAAGCAGGAGUACCGGAUGCUGAUGGGGGUGCCCUCUGACUUUGAUUUAGCAAGUUCUUAACUAGACUCGCUAAAACAACCAAACGAAGAUGGAUCAUACCAGCAUCGAUCUUCUGUAUAGUGAAGACAUAGUCUGAGAAAUCUCCCGUGGGAAGGAAUGAUCCUGGCCAGUGUUUCCAACUAUCAUUUCCCCAGAUCAGCGACAUGUAUUUUUGAAGUAAUUCAGACAAGAUUUUGUUUUGCUUUGCUUUUAUUUUGUUUUUUUGGGAGGGGGAGGAGGGGAGACAGGAAGGGGACAGAGAAGAGUUGUUAAUUGUUUCUUACCACUAGCUAAACAAAGCUUAAAAUACUACAAACUGAGCUGUUUCCCAUAUAUGGAAAUAGAGAGUCACAACUUCAUAAUAUUGUUAAAAUGAUCCUAAAGAACAUGAACAUUUCAUUAUUUUAAGUGUAAAUAAUAUAAUUAUUAUCAAUGUUAUAUUUCAACUAUAAAUGGGCAAAAAUGCACUCUUUUGCACAAAAGUUUGGAAUAAAUUGGUCACUUAAGAUGACCCAUGAAAUAAAAGUUGUCAGACCAA
Messenger RNA from Pelodiscus sinensis (Chinese soft-shelled turtle), 2894 nucleotides. It is a transcript of the gene ZBTB14, whose product is annotated as zinc finger and BTB domain containing 14. The record is from RefSeq and is a predicted model, not a curated record. Gene Ontology annotation, biological process: regulation of transcription by RNA polymerase II. Lineage: Eukaryota; Metazoa; Chordata; Testudines; Trionychidae. Gene Ontology annotation, molecular function: RNA polymerase II cis-regulatory region sequence-specific DNA binding; protein binding; DNA-binding transcription factor activity, RNA polymerase II-specific.